AUGGCGCACGCGUGGCUCGACUCUCUCUCCGAGGACUGGCCCUCGCAACUGGGCUCAGAUGCCUCGCCGCCCCCUCAACUCCCUCCACUCAAUUCGAACGAGAACAGCGCGGUUGCCAAUGGAAGGGCACCUCCUAGCAGGCUGCCACUGCCCAUGAAGACGGCGCCAACAGCCAAUGCCAAUGACGGCAGCUUCAAUAUCCUCAGCGAGCGUAGCACCAACGAGAGGAAUCUUCCCUCCUCCGCGCGCAAACCCUCCAAACUCCCCAAUGAGAUCGACGCCGGUCCCGAGAGCCGCUAUGCGAGCCGAACGUUCUCUGCCUCGACCACCGGGUCUGUGGUCCAUAACACGGUAAACCACCGAUCGACAAGCGCAUCACCCAACAAAAAGGGCCACACGCCAGAAUGGAAGCGACGUCUAGUCUAUGGGGAGGUGCCCUACGGCGAGCAGCAAGAUCUUUUCCAAUCCGCGGCCACCGGGCUAGAGAAUAUGUUUAAGCCACCCCCACCACCACAAGAAGGCUCUGUCGUCGACGACAGUCGACAACACUCGGGCAUGCCUUCCAGCCCACCUAUUUAUCGCCCGGCCGAACCUGCUACACCGGUAUAUGACGACGAUGACGACGAUGAAGGCAGCGUUGUGCAUGCGAUGGAGGGUAGUCCCAGCCCCAGCCCACGGAAGCCUCGAGAAAUGACAUACAAAAUGGUCGACGAGUCGUAUGAUGCGGGCAGUCUCGACAGCUAUAGCACACAAGGACACAGUCAAGAGGCUGCUGACUCGAUAGCUGAAGAGAGCCUAUCGGUGCGCGUAGCAUCUGCCAACGGUCUUGCGCCACCGACCGAUGCGUCAAGGAAAACCAGCGGACAGAGCGUUGUUCGUAAUGAGGACUUCAGCCCCAUCGUGCUCACGAAGCAGGUCGGCAAUGUCGGCCAGGUUGACUUUGCACCUGUCGAAGUACCGGCCGAUCAGCUAAAGAAUCGUUUGGAAAAACUGCGCAUCAACCAGAUGCUGCUGGACUCGUACGCCGAGGGAGAGCUCGACUUCAGCGACCUGCAAGAGGAAGGCAUCUCGGGAGGUCCCGAAGACACUGACGAAUUUGCGCGACAGGGUGGUUUCUUGAACACUCGGCGUGGCGGCCGAUCUGCUGAGGGAUCUUUCCGACAUCGCCUGCUCAGCCCAGGCAUGUCUGGCGACACGUCUGACAUGCUCCCGGAGGACUCGCUUCAAGCUAGCACCCCCAAGCAAUUCCCCACCAUCCGCAUCAACGAGGAAGGCUUUGGCAGCCAUCGUUUCGCCUCUGAGACGCCGCCUCAGCUUCGCGCGCCCUUUCCAAGUCCCGAGAAACAGGACACCAACCCUCAGUCCAACGGCGGAAGCCCGCUGAAGCUCUUCGGGCCAUACGACACGUUCACUAACCAGACUCUUCUACGCCGCAUCAGCCAGUUUGAAGACAACUCGUCAAACGAAUCCAGGCUAUCUGAGGAACAGGGAGAAGAAAUGCAGGCUUAUAGCCAGAGUCUGGCGGCACCCUCCAGCCCGCCACGACCCAAACCCUCCCAAUUCAUGCCAAGCGCUCGAUCGGUCAGUCAGUUCGGCCGAGGCGAUUUGCAGGGUUAUCAGUUCGGCGAUGUGUCACUCCGAUCUGAUGGCGCAACCUCGGAAGAGGAUGAAAGCCAUGUCAGUGUGCCUGCAACAUCUAGCCGCAACAUGAAGUUUGAUCUCGAGCCUACAUCUCCACAAGGCGAUGUACCCCUCAUCAUCCCAAACAAACGGCGGCAACAGGGCGUGACGCCAUCGUCCUCGAGAAACAACAGAACAGUUUCCUUUUCCAGUCGCGUCAGUGUUCAGUACCACGACAGCAGCAGGCCCAGCAGCAGACCGGGCCCACCGGUGCUGGCAACGCCCAAGCGAGACAGCGGCUCCGAAGGCAAGCGGCCUCGGACGUCACCCACCAAGGAUCCAACCCCCAAGCGAAGACGUACUCUCCACAAGUCCGAUGUAGCCUACGGCCACGAGCAGCUCGCCGCGCUUGAAACGGUGCAGGAUUCGCAUUGGUACAUGCAAUCCAUGAUGGGCAAGCGCCAGGAGGUUCGUUCAGGCGGAUUCCAGCAGCUGGCCCACCCUGACGUCCUCGCCGCCCGACAGAUGAGCCGGCCACGCACGCCAACGCCUAGUCAGCGAUCCUCGGUGCAGCGUGAAAGACACCCGAGCUCUGAAAUCCAACCUCAGGAGCAGUCACAGUCGCAGUCGCAAUAUUCCCCAAAGCGCAGCUCGCAGCUGGCGAAUGGCUCGAUGGAACGGAACGAAAGCACCGAAACUGAUCGCAAGCCAUCCAUCAAGACGCAGGACUUUGUCGAGCAGGCUGGUGCCAUCAUGGCGAUGAUUCGCAGCGGAAUCAAACCACCCAAUGGACUCGACAGCGUGGAGGAGUCAGAGGAGGGCGAUUAUGCCAGCCCAAGCCCUGAUAUCCAGGACGUGUCGUUUGAGGAGUCGACGAGGGAACCUCUUUCCCGGCCACCAAGCCGCGACGGCAAGCCGGUGACAAGAGUUCCGCCCCGCCAGGAGAACCCCGAGGUGCUGGAUUACCUGAAGAAAUAUCAGGAGCUCAGUGACAUGGGCGAUGUCAUCUCCUCAUCUCUGCGGUCUAUGGGUCUGGCCCAGGAUGCUAUCCGUGCCGCUCAAGAAGUGGAGAAGAUGGUUCAAGCGGGCCAGGACGUUUCCUAUCCCGACGAUCUGGAUUCUUUGGAAGACAUCAUCAGUGACCCGCCUAAUAUUCGAAUCAGCCGCGGACCAGCCGCCGACCAAAACGCAAUCGGACCAGACUACCCGUCCAACAUCUCGGAUGGCUCAACAAAAAGCAUCCCCACCGGGUCGUCACGGGGUUCUGAGUCCAAGAAGACCAUUCUGCCAGCGAGCGUCGUUCACCUGCUUCCCGAGUCUGUCGCGGGCAUGUAUCUCGACAAACAGCAAAAUAUCUGGGUCAAGCGCAGGGCUGAGUCUGUCCGCAUCCACAACAUUCUGCCUUCCGAAGACAGCGAGGAUGACCCGUUUGCGAGCAUCCCCGACCUGACCGUUGACAUGACGAGGGAGAUGGAGAACCUGCGUCUGAAUCCCUCACAGCAAACCCUCAGUGGCGACGAGAACGAGUCCUCUGGAGACUAUUCACGCACGCCGAGCAGCCAGCGCAGCAAGAGCUACGUCACCCUGUCCCCGAACGGUGCGAUACCUGAGGGUAUGUCUCCCCAGGCGCAAGAGGAGCUCACGAAGCUCGAGAGCAUGGUCAACAGCCCAACUAGCGAUCGCGACGACUACGAGGAGGAGAUGCGCGUCGAAGACCGCAACCGCGUGUCCCCGUCGAGGAAGAACCUGACCAUUUCCUUCUCUUCGCCUAUUGCAUCCAUCAUUCACGACGUGGUUCCCGAGGACAUUGAUAGACUCGAGGACGACACGGGUAGCAUCUCGCAUGCCGACGGUGGAUCAUGGUCUGAGCAACAGACCGAUAACCAGUAUCGCAGUCUCACGAAGAAUGCGCGCAAGAAGUUGCUGGCUCGGUCCAAAAACGGCACGCGGAGGGCGUCUCGAAACCUCGCGGUUCAAGGACAGGCCUUUACGCCACGUCCAGUGUCUCGCAUCGACGAACAGGAUGAAGACAGCCAGAACGAGCGCGCCCACGCCGAGAGCAGGCAAAUCAGCAUCCUCGCUGAUGCAAGCGUUGUCAGCCACCAGGAUCGCCAGACAAGCCUCAGCUUCGUAGUGUCGACACCCGCCGCUCACCACGGUGCCGGAGCCAUCAUCAGCCAAAACGUCGGCAACCUGUCUCUCAGCCCUCUGUCCGAGUUCACGAUGAACAACCAGGACCAAUCGUUCGGACUGGAGGUUAGCUACCUGGUGCAGGACCGACACUUGGUCACAGGCGAUGGUUCUAAGAAAGUGCUGUCCAUGACGGUCCGCGACCUUGUCGACCGACUGACCGAGGUGGAGCCUUUCGAGGCCAACUGGGACGACUUUGUGGAACUGGACGUCAGCGACAAACGCUUAUCGAGCCUGCAUAUGCUGGAUGAGUUUUGCGGGCGACUGGUGUCACUGGACGCCUCGACCAACGCACUGUCACAUCUUGAUGGCGUGCCCUCGACGGUUCGCCACCUCAAGGCGUCCAGCAACCUGUUGACGGAGCUGACUUCUUGGGACCAUCUGUCAAAUCUACAGUACAUUGACGUGUCAAACAAUGAGCUGCGCAGCCUGGCUGGCCUCAACAAUCUCGUUCACCUGCGAGGCGUCCGCGCGGAUAACAAUAAGCUGACAUCGCUGGACGGCUUCCACUUCCACGACGGGCUCCUGUCGCUGCGAGCGCGGGACAACCUGAUCGAGGAGCUCGAUUUUGACGGCACCAAGCUUGACCGGUUGGCAGAGCUGGACCUGUGCGGCAACAAGAUCCAGUCGAUUCGCAACCUGGGACAACUCCCGUCGCUGGAGACUCUCAAGGUGCAGCGCAACCAGCUUGUGGACUUACACAACGAAGGACCACUGCCAUGCCUUCGACACCUUGACAUUGGGGACAACAAUGUGACAUCGCUCGACAUCAGCUCUAUGCCUUGCCUGCGCGUUCUGCACGCUGAUAGGAACCGCAUUAGCAGAAUCACUGGCUUCGCGCGUGCAAGGUAUCUAGACAGCAUAUCGCUCAGAGAGCAGCGCGGCGACGAGCCUCUCGGGCUAGCGUUCCUGUCCGCCGCCUAUGAGGUGCGCAAGCUUUUCCUGUCGGGCAACUACAUUGGUCAAUUCGAGCCGCAGGUCGAUUUCCUCAAUCUGCAGCUUCUUGAGCUGGCAAACUGCGGGCUGCAGUCACUCCCGGAGAAUCUCGGUCAGCUGAUGCCGAACUUGCGAUCGCUGAACCUCAAUUUCAACGCCAUUGCGGACAUCAGCCCGCUGCGAUUCAUUCCGCGGUUGAAGAAGCUGCUCAUGGCGGGCAACCGACUGGCCAACUCGACGCAAGUCACGGAGGUGGUGACCGAGUUCCCGCACCUCAGCAAGCUGGAUCUGCGGGACAACCCGAUGACACAGGGCUUCUACGCGCCACUGCAAGGCAUGGUGCCUGUGGAUCGCACGGGGUAUGUGGAUCCUUUUAUGCUGCCCGAGGCAGAUGCCGAGCGGGACGCACUUUUCGCGGGCCGACUGGACCAAGCGACACGACUGCGGCGGCGUCUGUACCAGGUGGUGUUUGUCGGGUGCUGCGCUCGGCUGAAAGAGCUGGACGGGCUGCCCGUCAAGCGCAGGGAGGCGCUGGCCAGGGAUGCAGCGUACGAGAUGCUAGUGAAGGAGGGUCUCCUACCGGGGCAGCAGCAGUCCGAAGAAACGGGGGCUUUGGAGCCGAGGCGCAAGGGUGGGGAGCAGCAAGCCAAACCGCACGAGCAAGCAGAGGCUGCAAAAUGCAGCGAUGACAGCAGUCGGUGGAAUGCGGAAGACAGCUUUGCCUGA
Verticillium dahliae VdLs.17 is the source of this 5472-nucleotide messenger RNA. Its product is annotated as leucine-rich repeat-containing protein. The record is from RefSeq and is a predicted model, not a curated record. Gene Ontology annotation, molecular function: protein binding. The transcript has a single exon. The coding region runs from base 1 to 5472 and encodes 1823 amino acids. Lineage: Eukaryota; Fungi; Ascomycota; Sordariomycetes; Glomerellales; Plectosphaerellaceae.